Messenger RNA from Gopherus flavomarginatus (Mexican gopher tortoise), 3087 nucleotides. It is a transcript of the gene THAP11, whose product is annotated as THAP domain containing 11. Bases 64 to 771 code for a protein of 235 amino acids. Gene Ontology annotation, biological process: regulation of transcription by RNA polymerase II. Gene Ontology annotation, cellular component: nucleoplasm. NCBI's taxonomy places the organism in Eukaryota, Metazoa, Chordata, Testudines, Testudinidae. The record is from RefSeq and is a predicted model, not a curated record. Gene Ontology annotation, molecular function: RNA polymerase II cis-regulatory region sequence-specific DNA binding. The transcript has a single exon.
GCGGCCUUGUGGGAGCUGUAGUCCCUCCCGGGGCGCUCUCGGCCGCGGCCGGCCGGCGGGGCCAUGCCGGGCUUCACGUGCUGCGUGCCGGGCUGCUACAACAACUCGCACCGCGACAAGGCGCUGCACUUCUACACCUUCCCCAAGGACGCCGAGCUGCGGCGCCUCUGGCUGAAGAACGUCUCGCGCGCCGGCGUCAGCGGCUGCUUCAGCACCUUCCAGCCCACCACGGGCCACCGCGUGUGCAGCGAGCACUUCCCGGGCGGCCGCAAGUCCUACCUGGUGCGCGUGCCCACCAUCUUCCCGCUGCGCGGCGUCAACGAGCGCAAGGGGGCCCGCGCGCGCCGCGCCCGCCCCGCCCCGGCGCCCGCCGCGCCCGCGCUGCUGCUGGCCCUGCCCGCCGGCGCUGAACCGCAGCCCGGCCCGGCCCCGCCCGGCCCCGAGGACGUGAAGCCCAUCGACCUGACGGUGCAGGUGGAGCUCGGGGGGCCCGAGGCGCCGGCGCGCCUGGGGGGCGAGGAGGGCGCGGCCGAGGGCGGCCCCGCGGACCACUCGUACUCGCUGUCUUCGGGCACCACGGCCGAGGAGCUGCUGCGCAAGCUGAACGAGCAGCGGGACAUCAUCGCCCUGCUGCAGGUGAAGAUGAAGGAGAUGAAGGGCAGCAUCCGCCGCCUGCGCCUGGCCGAGGCCCAGCUCCGCGAGGAGAUCCGCGAGAAGGACCGGCUGCUGCACGCCGCCAGCGCCGGGGCCCGCAAGCGGCCCGGCCUCUGAGAGCCCGAGAUCCCCGGCCUGUGGGGUCCUGGCAGCCCAGCCUGCUGCUCACAGCCCUGGUGCCCACCCCGGGACAAGCCCCAGCAGCCUGUGCAGGGUCACAUAGGGAUAAACUCAUUGACUCAGCCUCUUCAUGGGAGCCAUCACCAGGUCUCUGUUCUCUCCAUCCUGGCUGUGCCAGCUCCACCCAUCUGAGCACCACUGGGUACCUGAGUGGGGAGGGGAUGCUGGCUGCCCACUGCAUUUCCAACCCCAUGUCCUGGUGGGUGUCAGUGACACUGCUUCAAAUACAACCAGUGCCCUCUUGGUGCUAAGUCUCCCAGAGCUGCUGGUUCAGGAGCUGUCCCUGUGUUGUGACAGCAUUUGCAAAACUUUUCUAGAAGGGGCCCAUGUUACCACUAAGUGGAUGUAGGGUGAUGAGCAUCAGGAACUGAACAAAGCUUGGUACAAUGUUAACUUGGGUAGCAGUCAUGCUACUCCCUGCCAAAGUAUGUUUAAAAUCAUGACUGGUGCAAUGUCCUCCAUAGAAGUGAAAAACUGUGUUCGGUUUGGCCUCGUUAAGCAAAGACGUGAGAAAACUUUAGAAGCCCCGUCAGCAUGAUGCUUUUUCAGUAAAUUACUGAUGCCGUUAGAGACUGCCAUUUCUCCUGUGAAUGAAUCCCUUCAAACUAGAGUGCAACUGUAUAGUGUAGUCAUUGCUCUCUCUUUGCAUUUCACAUGUAGCUGUUACAGAUUUACAGAUGCCUUGAUGCUCUCGACACUGACAAGGAUUAUUCUGAUCUGGUAUAAUGGCUUCAUACCUCGUUCACAUUCAGUGGCUACAGCUUGUCUCAUUGGCUUACACAUUUGACUCCUCAAAUGUAACUAAAAGGCAUAUUGGUCUUUAAAACCCUAGCUUUUUCACAAAGACCUGGGUUGAAAUUUUGGCUUAGAUCACAAGUGAAAUGAGUUUAGUCUCCAGUGACUCCGCAUAUCCUUGUUGCUUGCUUGUAAUCUACUUGGCGGGACUAGUUUUGGACUAGGAGAGACCGCCAACUGGAAUAUCCUGGCAUUACUCCAGGAUUGAGGAGCAUUAACCCAUCAAUAUGGGAUGCUUGCACUGUCUCUGGAACUAAACAGUGUUAGUCCCCCACUUUUCAUGGACAAUAGAACAAAACUCUCUCCAGAAAAAUUGUAGGGGGAGAGAGGUGACACUUCCACAUUUUGGACUGAGCAUCUGCUUCCAGUAACUUUCAAUUAUUAGAAAGCCAGUGAAACUGCUAACUCAAUGCCCCUGGUGGUCUGAUACACCUGAAUGGCUCCACCUUGAUGCUUAUAUUUAAUGCUUUGCAUUUGAACAGUGAUACGCUUUAGGAAAGAACAAUUCACCAAAAGCGUGCCCUAUAAUUACAUCAGAAAAUGCCCAGACUCUUUGUUUCAGCCAAGGGGAGGGAGUUAAAUGGACUAACUACAGGUUUGAGAUUUUAAGAGCUUUCUCUUGUAUUUAGAGUAUAUUACACUCUAGAGUGGAUUGGGCUUCAGAUUUUACUAGAUUUUAUACACCUUUUCUAAAUGUAAAAAUCAUCUUUAGUUGGGAAAUACUGAAAUCUUUGUAGCACUGGCUAACUUUUAGCUGGCCAACUGUCCAGUUCAUUCUGUCCCCAUAGCUGGCAUUACUAAAUCUGAAGGGUGCACGGAGGAUUUACAGGAGUGUAAUAUGCCCAGUUGCCAUUCAGUAUCCAGACAGCUAAACUAGACUUCAAUAGGUUCAGCUGAUAGUAUGAUGAGAGGUUCAGUUCUCUUAACUUUUGUGUAUUGACUCAGCUGGUUGACUAGGUAGGUGAUACAGAUCUAUUAAUGUACUAAAAAUAUGUAUAAUUUCAUUUUAAUUUAUUUUUCCAAUCUGAUACCUGGCUCAGACUGUAGCUACCUAAUGUGCAAACUUCAGUGCAAGUCACAACUGCAUCAAGUUUUCAUGGGGGAAGGAUUGGCAAACAUGCUUGCAACACUGUGUUGGAUUUAACUCAUGUAACAUGGUCAAUUGAUCUCACUUUGAUAGUUAUACUUCUAUCAAGACAAUAGGCAGCACAAUGUCUCUUUUUCUGGCAUAUUGUAAAUGAGACUAUUUGUGCCUCCUAGCUGCCUGAGAGUGUUUAGAAUGUGCAUGUUGUAAUAGUCGUCAUGGUACUUUUCUACCAUUUUAAUGCACUUCAGGACGUUCAGCUAUUUGGAGUGCUGGACUGGUUAACUGCUGGACUGUUCCUUUUCUCCAGGUUACACUGAGGUGCUAACAUGCCUAAUUUUAAUAAAGUCUAUUUUGUUUUGUUAUGUUUCCUA